AUGCAGAUGGAGGAAAAGGACAUUUUCUGUGUUCAAGGAACUCGGCAUUCCCGGGCCGGAGCCUAGCCUCCUUUUCGGCAACCUAGUUGAAAUCUGGAAAGAGGGCAUGGGUCCGUGCUCGAGCAAAUGGUUGAAGCAGUACGGAGACGUCGUGGGCUACUACAAUGGCGCCAUGCCUGGCAUCGUACUGCGCGAUCGUGAAUUGAUUAAGCGUAUCUUCAUCAACGACUUCCAGUAUUUCACGGCACGACAGAUCAUGGCCCUUGUGUCUAAAAACCUUCCCGUCAAUGAAGUUCGAUACAGCAGGGUGUCCGGAGACGAUUGGCGCUACUUGAAAAACAUUAUGCUUCCCGCAUUCAAGACGAACAACAUCAAGAAGGACUGUGUGGCGGAGGCGGCCACCGUAAGGCCGAGAGAUGGGGCCACAGUUGGUGCCGUCAUCAUCAUCAUCAUUAUGAACACGGGCAGUGGGGAGAAGGGGUAG
This is a messenger RNA of Rhipicephalus sanguineus (brown dog tick), 484 nucleotides long. RefSeq names its product putative cytochrome P450 cyp-13B1. Gene Ontology annotation, molecular function: iron ion binding; monooxygenase activity; heme binding. The record is from RefSeq and is a predicted model, not a curated record. Bases 107 to 484 code for a protein of 125 amino acids. The transcript is spliced from 5 exons. NCBI's taxonomy places the organism in Eukaryota, Metazoa, Arthropoda, Arachnida, Ixodida, Ixodidae.